UCUAUUUCGCGGUGUGAGGUGAGCGGGUCUGAUGCUCCGAGGUAGGACACUGGGAUCGGCGGUAGCGGCUUUGGCCGGCUCCCCUGCACUGGGCAGGGCUCGCCUUCACUGUGGCUGCCGCACCCUCAGCGACACAUGUGCCCCGCAACCGAAGCCUGCAUCCGAGGGGCUGCUUGCAGAAGCUUCGCCGGGCCUCGGAUGGAGAAGCCGCUUUGACCACCGGUCACUGCCCUUCUCGGCCUUCCUGACGGACAGUUUUGGGAGGCAGCAUAGUUACCUGAGGAUCUCGCUUACCGAAAAGUGCAACCUGCGAUGUCAGUACUGCAUGCCCCAGGACGGGGUGAAGCUAACCCCCAGGACGCAGCUGCUCACCACGGAGGAGAUCGUCACCCUGGCGGGGCUCUUUGUGCGGGAGGGGGUGGAUAAGAUCCGCCUGACGGGAGGCGAGCCACUAAUCAGGCCUGACGUGGUGGAGAUCGUGGCUCGACUUCACCAACUGGAAAACCUGAAGACGCUCGCCGUCACAACUAAUGGCAUCAACCUAGCCAAGUUGCUGCCCAGCCUGAAGGAGGCGGGCCUCAACCUCCUCAACGUCAGCCUGGACACCUUGGUCCCUGCCAAGUUUGAGUUCAUCACCCGAAGGAGAGGUUUUCACAAGGUGAUCGAGGGCAUCGACAAAGCCAUCGACCUGGGCUACAACCCCGUUAAGGUGAACUGUGUGGUCAUGAGGGGCCUGAACGAAGACGAGUUGCUGGACUUCGUGAACCUGACCGCCACAAAGCCCCUGGACAUGCGGUUUAUCGAGUACAUGCCAUUCGAUGGUAACAAGUGGAACUUCAAGAAGAUGGUGAGCUACCAAGAGAUGCUGGGCGUCAUCAGGCAGAGGUGGCCUGAGCUACAGAAGCUGCCAUCGGGAGACUCUGGAACUGCCAAGGCUUACAAAGUGCCCGACUUCCAGGGCCAGAUCGGCUUCAUCACCUCCAUGUCGGAACACUUCUGCGGCUCUUGCAAUCGGCUGCGGCUCACGGCUGACGGCAGCUUGAAGGUCUGCCUCUUCGGGAACACCGAGGUAUCCCUGCGGGAUGCGUUGCGCUCCGGAGCCACGGAAGAGGAUGUCCUGGAGAUCGUUGGAGCCGCGCUGAGCAGGAAGAAGAAGCAGCACGCAGGGAUGUUCAGCCUAUCGCAGAUGAAGAACAGACCCAUGAUCCUGAUUGCAGAGGGAGAUCCAGCUGCUACCCCCGCGAUCCAACAGCCGCUGGUGAAGGGCCUGCCCCCUGCUCCGAGAGGAAGGUGGUUCGGGAACGCUGGGCUCCCGCAUGGCGGGGUCCCACUGCCUCCGAGCGGUGGAGGGGGGUGGGCGCUGGGCUUGGGCCCCCGGGCCCACAGCACCCAGGGUGGUGGAGCCAGGAGGGGGGGCCCAGCCGGCGGAGAGGACCCGGUGGCCCCCGGCGACAGAGAGGAGGCGCCUGGGCGACUGACGCAUGUGGAUGAGCGCGGUGGGGCGGCCAUGGUGGACGUGAGCCGGAAGCCGGAAUCGUGGCGGGAGGCAGUGGCCCAGGCCACGGUGCGGCUGGGGGACCAGGCCUUCCGCCUGGUGCGGGACAACCAGCUGCGGAAGGGGGAUGCCCUGGCCACCGCCCAGCUGGCCGGAGUCUGCGCGGCCAAGCUGACCAGCCAGCUGGUGCCCCUGUGCCACACCGUGCCCCUGCACCGCAUCCAGGUGUCCCUGGACCUGGACCAGGCCCGGCUGGCCGCCAUCAUCACGGCAACGUGCGGGGCCCACGGCAGGACUGGGGUAGAGAUGGAAGCCUUGGUGGCGGCCAGCUUGGCCGCCCUCACACUCUAUGACAUGUGCAAGGCCGUCACCCACGACAUCGUGGUGGAGGACGUCAAGCUGCUCAGCAAGACGGGCGGCCAGGGCGGGGACUUCCACCGCGGACCUGAGAGCCCGUUGACCCCCAAUUGACCAUUUUCCCCACCCCAUCUCUGUCGACGUCUCAGUUCAAUGCCCAACUCCACGGUCUCGAGUCUGCAGUGCAGUGCAGCCCCCAUGAGAGUGUGACCCCUGCGACCCUCUGGGGUGGAGGUGAGAGUUGCUGGCUCUCUUUUGGAGCUGUAACAGCGCAGAAACAGGCCCUUCGGGCUACCCAGUCUGUGUCCAUUUACACCCGUCCUUGCCCAUUCUCUCCUCCCCACAUUCCCAUCAACUCAUCUCCACACUUUGGGAUAAUUAACUGCAGCCAAUUAACCUACCAACCCGCAUGUCUUUGGGGGGGAGGGGGGGAAUCCAAAGGGAGAAUGUGCAAACUACACAUGUAGAUGUAACACUGGAGGUGAGGAUCGAACCCUGGAGCUGUGAGGCAGCAGCAAUACUAUCUGUGCCACUGUGCUGCCCUUCAAUCAAAAAACCCUUGGUUGUCGUCAUCUAUGGGAUCUUGCUGUGUGCGAAUUGGCUGGUGUGUUUUCCACAGGCCCAUCGCUGCAGAUGCACCUCAUAGUCAUACAGCAAUGAAACAGGCCCUUCAGCCCAACUGGUCCAUGCUAACCAAGAUGUCCAUAUCCCUCUGAACCUUUCCUAUCUGUGCAGCUGUCCAUCUGUCUUUUUAAAUGUUGUUAAUGUACCUGCCUCCACCACUUCCUCUGGCAGCUCAUUCCAUAUAUGUACCACCCUCUGGGUGGGGGAAAAGAAAAGUUGCCCCUCCUGUUCCUAUUAAAUCUUCCCCUCUCACCUUUUAAACCUCUUCCCUCUAGUUCUUGAUUCCCCGACCCUGGGCGGGCAGGCAAGACAACUACAUUCACCCCCUUUCUUCACCUCAUUGACUGCAGGGCUCUCCCUGGGAUGUCCUUUGAUUGUGCAGGAUGUUGCUUCACUAGUAGCCUCUCGCUUCGCUCCCCACGCAAACUAUGCGUUGUUAACGGCUUCAGUCGUACAGCACGGAAACAGGCCCUUCAGCCCAUUGAGUCCAUGCCUGCUAUUUACCAAUUCCAUUUUAUUCUCUCUCCCCCCAUUCCCAUCACCACCUGCCAGGUUUCACCACACACCGACACACUUACGGGCAAUUUACGGUGGGCGUUUAACCAACCCAUGCAUCUUUGGGAAGUGAGAGGAAAGCAGAGCACCUGGGGAACCUGCAAACUCCACACGGACAGCAGCUGAGGUCAGGAUUGAACCCAGGUUCCUGGUGCUGAGAGGCAGCGGCUCUGCCAGCUGCGCCACUGUGUCCUCAAGCCAAUGUUCUGUGAAUUCCUUCAUACCUUAAACACCCAGUGACCGAGCAUCGAUAGGGUUUCGGGGUAGAGAGUCCCAAAGGGGUUGUGUAAAGAAGGUAGGACACAGGAUGUGGUCUGAUGCACCUUCCACAACCACAAGGCAGCCUCCACAGUGAAGCUUGUCAUUGUCAGUGUUUAGGAUAGGGAGGUUCACUGUGUAGGGUAGGAACUGUCAUAGUCACAGAGUCAUACAGCACAGAAACAGGCCCUUCUGCCCAACUGGUCCAUGCCAACCAAGGUGCCCAUCCAAGCUAGUCCCAUUUGUCAGCGUUUGGCCCUUAACCUUCUAAAACUUACUUUUCCAUGAACCUGUUCAAAUGUCUUUCAAAUAUUGUUAUUGUACCUGCCUCAACUACUUCCUCUGGCAGCUCGUUCCAUGUACAUACCACCCUCUGUGUGGGGAGGGAAGUUGCCUCUGAGUUUCUGUUAAAUCUCUCCCCUCUCACCUUAAUCCUAUCCCCUCUAGUUCUUGAUUUCCACAAUCCUGGGAAAAAGGCUGAGUGCAUUCACCCUAUCUAUGCCUUUAUUUUUUUUUAGAAACAAUGCAAAAGUUUAUUCAACUAAAAGCACUAUAAAAAGACAUCAACUAUCAUAAUAUGCACUAUGAUAAAAGGAACUGUACAUAUGCAUAACUACAUCAGAUGCAAACUAAACUACAGCAAAACAUGCUAUUUCAAAUUAAAAUACCAUUAGCACUGUUUACAACACACUCAAUCCCCUGGAAGCCCCACCGAUCCUGGAAUUCUCCCAGGGUGCCUGUGGAUAUUGUGUGCUCCCUUUCAUAAUUUUAGGCAUUAGUAUUGGUUUAUGAUUGUCACUUGUACUGAGGUACAGUGAAAAACUUAUCUUGCAUACUAUUUGUACAGAUCAUUUCAUUACACAGUGCACUGAGGUAGUACAGGGUAAAAACAACAAUAACAAUACAGAGUAAAGUGUCACAGCUACAGGGAAGUGCAGUGCGGGUAGACAAUAAGGUGCAAGGUCAUAACAAGGUAGAUUGUGAGGUCAAGAAUCCAUCUCAUCGAAAAGGGGAACCGUUCAGUGCCUGGUGGUACGUGCCCUCAGGAUCCUGUAUCUUCUGCCUGUUGGGAGAGGAGAGAAGAGGGAAUGACUGACAGUAUAUAAGAUCAACCCUCAUUCGCUCAAUGAAUAAAGUCCCAACCUCUCCCUAUAACUCAGCCCCUCAAAUUCCUGGUAACAUCCUUGUAAAUCUUCUCUGCACUCUUCCCAGUUUACCAACAUCUUUCCUAUAGCAGGGCGACCAAAACGGAACAAUGCUCCAAAGGUGGCCUCACCAGCUCCUUGUACAACUGCACCAUGACCUCCCGACUUCUACAGUCAAAGCACUGACUGAUGAAGGCCAGUGGUGGAAAGAUGGGCCACCAGUAACAGCGAGGGGGGUGUGGGGGGAAGGGGCCGGCCAGAGGUCAUGGAGUUGCCUCUUGCAGUCUCCAGCUCAGUGAGGUGAUGCCGACCUCAAAUGUAGGCAGCCGCGUUAGGCACAAGUCACGCCAGAGAAACAAUGAUGGGAAUCUGGAGGUGAUGAUAGGUCAGGGAGGUGGACAGGAGUUGGGAGGGCAGGGGGGAGGCUGAGGUUGGGGAAGAGGUGUCCAGGUUCUGGGGAUGGAGGUGAACGUUGCUGGUGGAUGACGAUACGGAGAUUGUGUAACCUGAGGAUGUGACCAGGGAGAGUGGGAAGGAGGUGGUUUCUUGGUUGCUCAGUGAGCUGCUCUUCCUCUGUACCCUCGCCACCCUCAAACUGUGGGAUAUUUGUGUGAUUAGUUGCUUUUCUACAAGAGCUGGGUCUUUGCUUGAGCCUCUGUCUUCCCUCUGCCAGUUCAGCGCCAAUCCUUGGGCUUUGGAUUGUCCACCAUCCAUUGCUUCUGUUCCUUUCUUACGUCCUCUUGCACCUCGCUGUGGAUUUUGCAUUGAUACAACACAGAAACGGGCCCUUUGGUCCAUUGAGUCCAUGCUGACCCACUUGAACUAAUCUCGCACCGAGCCCAUUUUAUCUUAUUCCUCCCCACAGUCUCGAGAACAGACCCCCCUUCCUCCCCCCCCCCCCAAGCUUUUGCCACCACCUUGGACCAAUUUUACAGUGGGCAGUUCGCCGAUCAACCCACACGGUCUUCAGGAUGCGGGAGGGAGCCCACGGCGAGAACAUGCAGGCUCAGUGCAGGCGGCACCCGAGGUUAGGAUUGAACUUGGCUCACUGGAGGUGUAAGGCAAAGCUCACGAGCAAGAUGAGCCCAGUCUUAGACAUCCACUUGUAGCAAACUCCGUGCACAUGGAAGCAUCCCAUAUACAAUUAUGUUUUCCUUCUGGCAGAGAAGGAGGCCAUUCAGCCUAUCGAGUUUAUCCUGGCUCUCAGAGCAUUCACACCAAUGCCAUUCCCUCAGUUUUACCCAUGUUCCUAUUAACACCUUUCUCAUGCUCCCACGAGCUAUCUUCAUUAGGGGUAAUUUACAGUAGCCAAUUAAUCUACCAGCCUGUCUGUGGGGGUGGAAACCAGAGCACCUGGGCAUAGCCCAGGCAGCCACGGGGAAAAUGUGCAAGCUCCACAGAGACAGCAUCGGAGAUCAGGACUGAACCCGGGUUGCUGCAGGUGUGUGACCUGCUUUGCUGCCCAAUCCACAGAGGUGCCAGAUCUCCAUUGUCACUGCCCCAUGGGAAUCCUGGUUACUAGUCACUCGGGACAGAUGUGUUGAGUGUGUGGGGUGUGCAAGCCACUUUGUAAAGAAACUUAUAAGUAAUAUAAGACAUGGCUGUACGCAUGAGAUGUUGCGAAUAUUAGGACUGAGUCAAAUGUUUGUAAUAAAGAUUUCCUUUUCACAUUA
Messenger RNA from Pristis pectinata (smalltooth sawfish), 6107 nucleotides. RefSeq names its product molybdenum cofactor synthesis 1 (gene mocs1). The transcript has 11 exons. The record is from RefSeq and is a predicted model, not a curated record. The coding region runs from base 32 to 1966 and encodes 644 amino acids. Gene Ontology annotation, molecular function: 4 iron, 4 sulfur cluster binding; GTP 3',8'-cyclase activity; cyclic pyranopterin monophosphate synthase activity. NCBI's taxonomy places the organism in Eukaryota, Metazoa, Chordata, Chondrichthyes, Rhinopristiformes, Pristidae. Gene Ontology annotation, biological process: Mo-molybdopterin cofactor biosynthetic process.